CCCUAAACCUGAAUUUCCCUUCUCAACCCUUGUGCCCCUCCCCUCAAUUUCUCAAUCUUCCUCUCUUCUCCUCACCAUUCUCUCUGUAUUUCCGAUUUUUUCCACUUCCCCGCCAUUUUUUCAAAUUCUCGUUUCUUCUCCAUCAAUGCUCUCACUCAUUACUGGUUUUGCUUUUACCCCUUUCGAUUGAUUCCUCAUAGAGUUGUUGCGCUUCCUCUUUUGCAGGUGUUCUAUCGGUGGUUUAUUUCUUAAAUGGCUAACCAUGAUUUGAUACUUGGCCAAAGUCAUGAUUUAGCACUUGGCCACGACCAACAGUUGGUGCUGAACCAUAAUCAUAAUUUGGGACUCAACCAGAACCAUGAUCUGGAAUUGGGACAAACUGAUGAGCAUCAUCUGGAUUUGGGACAACCCCUUGAUCACGAUGAACUGGGCUUAGGACAUGCUCAUGACCACGAAUUGGAUUUAGGCCAGAACCAGGAUAAUGAAGGACAUGAUGAUGUGCACACUUACGGGCAUGAGAAUGAGUUAGCUAUGGAUCAAAAACCUGAGGAUGGUGACCACGAGUUACCCCUUCCUGAACAUAAUCACGAGUUGGCUCUAACAGAGAACAAUGACUUGACAGUUUCAGAAAAUCAGGAAUUUGAUGACAGCAUGGCCUUAACUGUCCAUAACCAGGAAAUGGGUAUUGAUUCUGGUGAAGAUAUGGGUGUCCAUGAUUCCGAGCUUAUGAUAGUUUGCACACCUCCUGUAAUUCAGGCUCGUGCAUUAGCUAUAAGUUCUAAUUAUGAGUUGUCAGUGGGACAAGAAUUCCCUGAUGUCAAGAGUUGUCGGAGGGCAUUGAGGGAUACUGCAAUAGCACUGCACUUUGAGAUGCAGACUAUAAAAUCUGACAAGACCCGCUUUACUGCUAAAUGUGCAAGUGAAGGAUGUCCCUGGCGCAUUCAUGUAGCAAAGCUCGCUGGGGUUCCAACUUUUACUAUAAGAACAAUCACUGAUAAUCAUACGUGUGGAGGAAUAACCCAUCUUGGCCAUCAGCAAGCAUCAGUUCAAUGGGUUGCUAGCUCUGUGGAGCAAAGGCUGAGGGAGAAUCCGAAUUGCAAGCCAAAGGAGAUAUUGGAAGAGAUUCAUAAGGCUCAUGGUAUCACCUUAUCAUACAAGCAAGCAUGGAGAGGCAAGGAGCGUAUCAUGGCUACAAUGCGUGGAUCUUUUGAGGAAGGGUACCGCUUGCUUCCGCAAUACUGUGAACAACUGAAACGCACAAACCCGGGGAGCAUUGCAUCUGUUUAUGGAAGUCCAACUGAUAAUUGCUUCCAACGCCUCUUCAUAUCCUUUCAAGCAUCAAUAUAUGGCUUUUUGAAUGCUUGCAGGCCACUUCUGGGGCUUGAUAGAACCUAUUUAAAGAACAAGUAUCUCGGCACAUUACUCCUUGCCACUGGAUUUGAUGGUGAUGGGGCUCUCUUUCCUGUGGCAUUUGGUGUUGUUGAUGAGGAGAAUGAUGAUAGUUGGAUGUGGUUUCUGUCAGAACUUCAUAACCUGCUUGAGAUCAACACUGAAAACAUGCCACGGCUUACAAUUUUGUCUGACAGGCAGAAGGGGAUUGUGGAUGGUGUGGAAGCGAAUUUCCCAACGGCUUUCCAUGGAUUUUGCAUGCGCCACUUGAGUGACAGCUUUCGCAAGGAGUUUAAUAACACCAUGCUUGUUAAUCUUCUGUGGGAAGCAGCUCAUGUUCUUACUGUGAUUGAAUUUGAAUCCAAAAUCUUAGAGAUUGAGGAGAUAUCACAAGAUGCCGCAUACUGGAUUCGAAGAAUUCCACCUCGCUUGUGGGCCACUGCAUACUUUGAGGGGCAAAGGUUUGGUCACUUGACAGCUAACAUAGUUGAAUCCUUAGACACAUGGAUAUUAGAUGCAUCAGGGCUUCCCAUAGUUCAAAUGACGGAAUGCAUCAGGAGGCAGCUAAUGACUUGGUUCAAUGAGCGAAGAGAGACCAGCAUGCAGUGGACAUCCAUACUUGUACCUUCUGCUGAGAGACACGUUGCAGAGGCUCUUGAACGUGCACGAACAUAUCAGGUACUUCGCGCCAACGAAGCUGAAUUCGAGGUCAUAUCUCAUGAAGGAACAAACAUUGUUGAUAUCAGAAAUCGUUGCUGUCUUUGUCGCGGGUGGCAGCUUUAUGGUUUGCCUUGUGCACAUGCUGUGGCUGCACUUCUUUCCUGUAGGCAGAAUGUUCACAGAUUCACAGAAAGCUGUUUCACUGUUGCCACUUAUCGCAAGACAUACUCACAAACCAUACAUCCAAUUCCUGAUAAGUCUUUGUGGAAGGAGUUGUCUGAGGGGGAUGAAAAUGCGGCCAAAGCUGAUCAAGUUCUUAUCAACCCACCCAAAUCACUCAGGCCACCUGGAAGGCCUAGAAAGAAGCGAGUUCGCGCCGAAGACCGUGGACGUGUGAAGAGGGUGGUGCAUUGUAGUCGUUGCAAUCAAACAGGUCACUUUAGGACCACAUGUGCAGCUCCCAUCUAGAUUAAUGUUUCUUUUCUCGUCUGUGCAAAAGCUUCCUGUUUUAUCAUUGUUUUUUUGAGGCUUUCUAGCUUAGACAGUUGGUAAAAUUAUGUAUUUGGUUUCCUAGACGGCAAUGUGAAUUAAGUUAAUAUAGUCAUUGGUUUUGUUUAA
Molecule: messenger RNA, 2667 nt
Organism: Lotus japonicus
Lineage: Eukaryota; Viridiplantae; Streptophyta; Magnoliopsida; Fabales; Fabaceae
Exons: 2
Coding region: 253-2517 (754 amino acids)
Molecular function (GO): zinc ion binding
Source: RefSeq, a predicted model, not a curated record